This is a messenger RNA of Penaeus monodon (black tiger shrimp), 1954 nucleotides long. Its product is annotated as zwei Ig domain protein zig-8-like. Lineage: Eukaryota; Metazoa; Arthropoda; Malacostraca; Decapoda; Penaeidae. Gene Ontology annotation, cellular component: neuron projection membrane. Gene Ontology annotation, biological process: synapse organization. The record is from RefSeq and is a predicted model, not a curated record.
CCAGCUCGGGCCAGACCGAGUAACACGCGCCUCCUCCAGCGGCCGGGAGAUGUCAGCAGGCGAGGCACUCAGAUGGUUGGGGUGAGAGCAAGGGCGCCGGUCGGGACGGGGAUCAGUGUGACUUGUGCUGGCGGCGGUGGAAGGCAUUCCUAGCGAGAAAACAAUAGAGACAAAAGAUGGACUUGCCAGGAAUGACCAGGAUGACCUGAAAAUAACCUCCCCCCCAACCAUGAGACUCCGAGGCCGUCAUACCAUCGAGUGCCAUGUUCAUCCUUCUAUACGUGAUGUGUAUGAUGGCGGUGUCUGCCGGGGGCGGACCUCUGGAGGUGGAUGCUGCGUAUCCUCUGGCGGACGUGACGGAGAUGCCACACCUCAACUUCAUCCGAUUCAGGGGCAUUGGAGACUCUACCCUACUUCGACGCCUCCAUGUCCUCCACCUACACCGCCUACUUGGGCAAGACAGCCACCCUCACCUGCGUCGUUCACGCCGCUCGGAGUGACAAAUCGGUGUCAUGGAUCCGAGGUCGCGACCUGCGCAUCCUGACGGUGGGCGGCUACACGUACACGACGGACCUGCGCUUCGAGGCCCUCCACCAGAAGGCCAGCUCGGAGUGGACGCUCAGGAUCAAGUCGGUGCAGCUGCGCGACCAGGGCAGCUAUGAGUGCCAGAUCACCACCAAGCCCAUCAGGACCUUCAACGUUUUCCUCAAGGUCGUGGAGCCAACAGUAGAGGUGAUCGGCGCGCCGGACAUCUACGUAAACACGGCCAGCAUGAUCAAUCUCACCUGUGUUGUGAACCACGCGCCUUACCCUCCCGAGGCCAUCACCUGGUUUCAUGGUAACCAGACGAUCAGCUACACUUCGAAGCGCGGGGGCGUGAGCGUGGUGGAGGAGCGCGGCGAGACCACCACCAGCAUCCUCCUCCUGCAGAACGCGAGGGCGUCCGACUCCGGCGCCUUCACCUGCCAACCCGAGGGCAUGGAGUCCGCCCAGGUCACCCUCCACGUCCUGGAAGGCGAGCGUCCGGCGGCCAUGCAGACCAACUCCAGCAGCGUCAGCACCUCACGACUGUCCGCUAUCUUCAUGGUGGCCACGAUCGCUACCAUCGCUGUUUUCUAAAGUAUCGCGGGUACUAGACUAGAACCUCAUCUUGUGCACUGUUUACGACUCGACAUACUCCUCACCCACCAGCAAGCGUGGGGUUUGUACGAUUUUUUUUCCCGAGUGUUUUGUACAAAGCAUUUGAUAUACGCCGACUUUUAUGUAACGAAGAGCCUCUUUUUAUAUACAUGUAACUUCAGUAAACAUAGUUUUUGCUCCUUCAAGCGAUGGAACGACCCUCUUGUAAGAUGUCAAUCUGCUUGGAAAUAUCGUCAACGGCCGUGUUCACUCAUCUGAAACCUGAACCUUGAUUUUUUUCUCCGCAUGUGUUGUUUUUUUCAUUUCCAAAAGGAUACUGCUAUCCCGCCUUACCUGACGGACCCUUUAAAGAACGAUUAAAGAGUAUUGGUUUUAUGUUUGAUAACCUAUAUGCAAAGGAUGAAAAUCUGGUCUUGUAACUGUUAUGAAAGAUAGCAUGAUAUUAAUCUUAUUCUAAUUGAACAUAUACCAGCUUCUUAUCUUUGGAAGAAAAUAUCCAUAAAAGGCAAAAAUCAUUGGAACUGAAGUGUUCCCAAAUCCUUGAUGCUUCAGACAAAUGUUAUUGUUAUUGUUUCCAUUAGUUAAAAAUGCCUUAUCUCCGGUACAUAUAUUUUUUAACCAUAAAUGUUUGUUGUUCAAACUUGGGUGUUUUCCAUAUCUCCAUAACCAAAAAGAAGACAAAACAUUUAUGUACAUAUUUCUGUACUUCAAUACUAAUUAAUGUUCUUCAUGUACCGUGUUCACUGUCGUGUAUCCUACCUGGAGGUGGUUGGACUGUUGGAAGCUAGAUUUUAAUAGACGAGAAAGUGCUUGG